Messenger RNA from Tetranychus urticae (two-spotted spider mite), 1117 nucleotides. RefSeq lists its product as uncharacterized. The record is from RefSeq and is a predicted model, not a curated record. NCBI's taxonomy places the organism in Eukaryota, Metazoa, Arthropoda, Arachnida, Trombidiformes, Tetranychidae.
UAAGUCAGUUAAUUUUCACACCUUUUGUAACAUUGAUAAUUCACAGUUACUGUUUAAUCCUUUGAUUUCCUAAAUUUUAAUUUUCAGCUUUUUAUUAUUUCCUUUAGCGUGAUUUUUUACGAAUCAAUGGAGGUUUCACAGUCUCACAAAAAUUUUGCAAAAACAGACCCUGAUUCAGAUUCGGAGCAAAUGGAUAGUCGGGAUGCUGAAGAGAUUAAUAGUAAAGAUGAUAUUCCCACAGAAAUACCUUUAAAGAAAGUUAUAAAAGAUAUAUCGAAUCUUCCUAACGGAAUUAUGGCUGCUAAAAGUUUCAGCGAAACGUCAGACUCUUGUUUCAGUUCAUCAAUUUCUGAUGGUAAAAAGAAGGCGAAGAUUAAUGACAAAGAAGACAGUCUCGGUCAACUGCUUUUGCUUAUGCUUAAAAAGUGCGAAAAAAUUGAGGAUAAAAUUGAAAAUUUGGAUAAAAAGCUAAGCACUGAAACUGAAGAUGUGAGCAAACUUAAGACAAUAGAAGUACGAUCCAAAAACCCUAUGUCUGCUCAUUACUAUCGAAUAAAAGUGGUUCAAAAUGGUGUAACUUUACAUGGAGAAGAGCACUUUCAACAAUGCAAAAAAUUAGCAAAAUUCAUGAAAGAGACUGGUCUUUAUAGAUGCAACUGUGAAAAGUGUCAAAACUCUGGUGACUUUUACGAAGGCAAAUUGAAGGAUGUGUAUUAUCACAUAAGGAAAACCCAAGGAAUCUUCUUGAAGUGCACAUAUUGCCCGAAGGGUAGUACACAUAGUAUGGCAAAGCUCAGAGAUCACAUUCGCAAACUUCAUCCAUGUGAAGGUGAAAGUUGCAUCAAUCAAGAAAUAGAUAGUGAUGAUUGAUUGACUCGUUACAAAUGGCUUCCAUCAUUUUUACCUUGUUUUUUACAUUGUUUUUUUACAUUGAUUUUUACCUUGAUUUUUUAUUUUAAAUUGUAUAGUCAUUUCGUUAGUUAUCGUUAUCGAAAACAAAAUGCAUAUAUUCAAUAAUCUCAUACUUCCAUUGAAAUACUGUAAUAUCAUAUUAUUUUCAGUUAAAUAAUUUGAUUAAUAUGUUUUAUUCAAAUAAAACUAACUCCAUACUUGGAUA